Coturnix japonica (Japanese quail) is the source of this 559-nucleotide messenger RNA. The record is from RefSeq and is a predicted model, not a curated record. Lineage: Eukaryota; Metazoa; Chordata; Aves; Galliformes; Phasianidae.
UCCCCUCCCAGCUCUCCACGUUCCGCCUCCGCCUCCUCCCCGCGUCCCCCCCCGGCCGCCCCGGGAUGUACCGUCGUUCCGCUGCCGUCCCAUCUCCUCGCAGCGUCUCUGCGGGGCGGCCCCGGCUCCCUCGGCCAUGGGGGCCGCGGCCCUGCGAGCCCUUCCCUGGGCUCUGCUGCUGCUGCUGGGCCCGCUGUUACCCGGGCAGGGUUUGCAGGCCAACGCCUCGCACGGUCCCGAACCCACCGAGGAGCAGCCGUGGGUUAAAGCCGGGGGUAUCACCGCCGCCCCCCCGGCCACGGCGCAGGAGGUUCACCCGCUGAACAGGCAGCACCACAACCAUUCGGCAGAGGGGCACCCCAAGACCCGCAAGGCUUUCCCCGUGCUCAGCAUCGACUACUCGCACGUCCGCAUCCCCUUCGAGAUCGCGCUCUGGAUCCUACUGGCCUGCCUGAUGAAGAUGGGUAGGGGCUGGGGGCUGGGGGCGAUUUGGACGUCACGCAAACGGCGUAAAUCGAGUUCGGGAAUACUGCCCUUCCCGAACGACGACGCCGUGUGA